This is a messenger RNA of Trematosphaeria pertusa, 288 nucleotides long. RefSeq lists its product as uncharacterized. Lineage: Eukaryota; Fungi; Ascomycota; Dothideomycetes; Pleosporales; Trematosphaeriaceae. The transcript has a single exon. The annotation marks the transcript as partial. The record is from RefSeq and is a predicted model, not a curated record.
AUCGACUGCGCCCUGCUCCUUUGGCUUGAGAGGCACCCCGCCGUCCGCAUCGCCGACUUCGUGGGCGGCUUCGACUGGCCACGGACCUUCAACCAGUCGAUGCACGGUGCGCGUUCUAUGAAAACCAAGGUUGACAUCCGCCGGCGUGCCGAGGGAAAGGCUCGGCUAGGAAUAUGGCUGGCGGUGUGGUACGGGAGCGCAGCCAGGUUCGCGCCGCUGUCCUUCGGGGGCGCUAGGACGCCGAUGAGGCUACCCUUUCUCCCGGUCCUGCUCGUCGUGUGCGGGAAU